Molecule: messenger RNA, 867 nt
Organism: Sinocyclocheilus anshuiensis
Lineage: Eukaryota; Metazoa; Chordata; Actinopteri; Cypriniformes; Cyprinidae
Product: alpha-2-macroglobulin-like protein 1
Exons: 7
Coding region: 1-867 (288 amino acids)
Cellular component (GO): extracellular region
Source: RefSeq, a predicted model, not a curated record
AUGGUAGUGAAAAGCCUUGAAUGUCUUAUGGAGGCUUCCCGUAACAUUACCAACACUUUUGUGACCACCUUGCUGUCCUACACAUUCACUCUUGCUGGAGAUGAACAGAUGAGACAGAACCUCCUCUCCAACCUGGACCAGCAGGCCAAGAGAGAAGGUGUUGGACGAUACUGGACUCUGGAUAAUAGUGUGCAACCAUGGGGCUCUGUGGAGGUAGAGAUGAGUGCCUAUGUGUUGCUGGCGCUGCUCUCAGGACCCACACUCCCUGGAUUUGGACUGAACUACUCUGCUGGCAUAGUGCACUGGUUAACCAAGAAGCAGAACGCGUAUGGAGGCUUCUCCUCUACACAGGAUACUGUUGUGGCACUCCAGGCCCUCGCUAAGUACAGUGCUGCCACUUACAAUCCAGAAGGAUCCAUUACCGUAACCGUGACCUCCCCCUCAGGCCAGAGGAACCAGUUCACUGUGAACCGGAACAACCGGCUGCUUUACCAGGAGAAACAGCUGCAGGAAGCUACUGGCACAUACAAGCUGAGGGCAGAAGGCAAAGGCUGUGUGUUUGUGCAGUUUGCCUUGCACUACAAUAUCCCACCUCCUCCAGACUCUUUGGCCUUCAAAAUCGGUGCAAAUUCUGGGGUUUGCAACAACACAAAGAACACAGCUUUUACACUAACCACUACUUUAAGGUAUAGUGGCACACGAGCGGAGACCAACAUGGUGAUCAUUAACGUUAGGCUGCUGUCGGGGUUUAAGCCAGAUGAGACGUCUCUGCAGGCUCUGAGGGAAGACCCCACAAUCAAGUGUCUGGAUCUGGAUGAGGAUCAUGUCAUUUUCUAUUUGGAUAGUAAUCAGUUUGGAGAAAUUUAG